AUGCUGGAAGCCUGGGAAGUAUAUUCGAAGCCUGUUCCAGCCAGCUGUGGGCAAUUGUUUAUUCAGCUCCUGCUGAGUGCUCUCCUAGCAGGGGCUGCUGGUGGGCUGGCCUACAACUGGUUGGCUGUCUCCCUGUUGUACCCAGAAAGAACCUCUGCAACAGGAGCCCUGGCUUGUGGCUUCUUGCUUUUCCUGGCCCUCAGUCUAGUCCACCCAGCCCGGUGUCUGCUUGCCAUCACUGUGCCCACAUUAGGCACGAGGCAGGGUCGCCGCCUGCUUCUGUCAUCUGGUUUCUCUGAGCUGGUCACCCAUGUGGUACCCAACAUUCUGGCCAAUGUGGGUGCCACCACCCAGGUGCUGAGGUGUGUGGCCCAGGGCACUCUGGAGAGCCUGCUCAACUCCACCCACCAGCUAGAGGCGGCCACAGAAGCCUUGGACCAGGCAGCUGGGUGGGCAGGUGGCCGGAGACUGACUUUUGAGACCCCUGGUAACUGCUCUGCCCUGUAUCUCCAGAUGCUUGUGGCCACCCAGAGAGUCUACAAAGAUGUCUCCGCCUUGGAGGCAUUGGUCCGGGGAUUGGCUCUGGGCACCAGCCGGGUGUUCGCUGGAAUUUUCGUAAUCUGCCUCCUAUCUGAGUCAGGGUGGUACCUGAAGGGUUACCUGACAGACCUGCAGUUCGAUAACCUGUAUAACAGCAAACGAUUGGAGCAGCUGCUCAGGGGGAGCCAGGGCAGCCCCCCAGCAGCCUCUCUUCCAACUCUGGUCCUCCAGGUGACUGGCCUGAGGCUGUCCCGGGCUGAAAUUUUCCACUGCCUCUUUCGCUUGGCACUUCUGGGUAUGCCCCUGGGAGCCAUGGCCGUGAUCGUGGCCACAGAUUACGUGGCCUUCCUUCUGGCACGCACGGCUGUAGAAUGGGCGCAGAAGCUGCCCACUCUGCCCAUCCAUCUAAGCAUCAAGUAUGAUGCCAAGUACACAGUCCUUGCCUUCAUCUCUUUCAUUUUCAAUCAGCCUUCUGAAGGAAGAUCCUUGGACAUCUACCAGGAUACAUACAAGUGGGAGCUACGCUUCACCUCGGCCAGUUGCCAGUUGCACCCCGUUCAUCCUCCACAAUGCACAGCAGCAUUGGCCGCUGGAACCCUCUUCCUCUUUGCUUCUGCCACAGUCUUCCUGGAGACCUAUGCCCGCCGUCUGGUUCACAGAGUGGCUGCCUCCUUCUUCCAGGCUCAGGAGGAGCAGAGGGCCCAAUACCUGUUUGCCCGGCUCCACCGAAGUCAUCAGAAGAGGAAGAUAGAACCUUUGCUUUUCUUAUAUGUUUCCUUUCCUGCAGUCCUUCCUCUGAAUGUGGGUAGCAUCUUUACC
Gracilinanus agilis (Agile Gracile Mouse Opossum) is the source of this 1359-nucleotide messenger RNA. RefSeq names its product osteoclast stimulatory transmembrane protein (gene OCSTAMP). The record is from RefSeq and is a predicted model, not a curated record. NCBI's taxonomy places the organism in Eukaryota, Metazoa, Chordata, Mammalia, Didelphimorphia, Didelphidae. The transcript is spliced from 3 exons. Gene Ontology annotation, cellular component: membrane. The annotation marks the transcript as partial.